Molecule: messenger RNA, 699 nt
Organism: Adelges cooleyi (spruce gall adelgid)
Lineage: Eukaryota; Metazoa; Arthropoda; Insecta; Hemiptera; Adelgidae
Exons: 1
Coding region: 1-699 (232 amino acids)
Source: RefSeq, a predicted model, not a curated record
AUGGUACUAGACGAAAACGCACAAAAACUGUUGACAGAAUUAAAACGAAAACGAGGCGUUGUUAAAGCUUCACUUACGCGCGUUCGAACAUUUAUUUCAAAAUUCGAUCCAUCCGAACAAGCUUUAUCACUACUGGAGUUCAGACAGGAAGAGCUUCCUCAAAUAAAUCGUAAGUUUGAUGGUAUUCAAUGCGAAAUUGAACUUAUUGAUUCUGAUGACACUGAAGAAGCUGAGUUGGAAAGGGAUAGAUUUGAAAGUGAAUAUUUUGCAAUACGAUCACAAAUCCAAGAAAUUAUCAAUCAAGAAAAGGGAUUAAAUACAACGGGCCACAAUCAAUCGUACGGUGGCACAUACGUUCCGGCUCGAGUUCAAUUAGCGCCAAUUCCUUUACCCAAGUUUGAUGGCGAUAUUCAAAAGUGGUCGUCCUUUUAUGACGUCUUUAAAGCUAUGGUGCACAAUGAUGACGCAUACUCAGUUGCUCAAAAGUUCUUCUAUCUGCGUUCGUGUUUAGAAGGAUCAGCAUUGGAUUUAGUGCGCUCAAUUCCUGUUAGUGACGCCAAUUACGAAACUGUUGUCAGGCGGUUAAUACAAAGAUUUGACAAUCAAAGCCUGGUGAUACAGUCACAUAUUCAGUCCAUACUCGACUGUCCUCAAGUCGAAGAAGCAUCCUCUGAGACAAUAAACGAAUUAUUACUCUGA